Rhopalosiphum padi (bird cherry-oat aphid) is the source of this 8435-nucleotide messenger RNA. Its product is annotated as protein abrupt-like. Gene Ontology annotation, biological process: regulation of transcription by RNA polymerase II. The transcript has 8 exons. Gene Ontology annotation, cellular component: nucleus. The coding region runs from base 554 to 2584 and encodes 676 amino acids. The record is from RefSeq and is a predicted model, not a curated record. Lineage: Eukaryota; Metazoa; Arthropoda; Insecta; Hemiptera; Aphididae. Gene Ontology annotation, molecular function: protein binding.
CGCAUCAGUACCGCAGUACACGCACACGCACACGCACUCGACCCACUCGAUGACCGCCUGCUGCCGCCGCCACCACCACUACCACCACUACCGCUAUCACCACCGUCACCACCACCGCCGCCGCCACAGACACCUCCACCACCCACAGAUACGGCACUACCGAUAUCCCCUCCGCCCGCCGCCACCACCACCACCACCGGAGACCGUCGUGCCGACAACAACAACGACGACGACGACGACGCAGCGGCGGCGGCGGUGGUACGUCAUGUCCAGGCCGCACCGGCGCCCGUCUGCCGUGAAGGUUCGCGCGCAGUUUUUACGUCGGCCCGCGGCCGCCAUGUGAGCGAAAUAUUUUCCUCCACGCACGCACACACACGCACACACAUUGUUGUCGCCGCCGCCGCCGCUGUCGUCGUAGUCGUCGGUUUUCGGUCGUCGUGUUUCGUAUCGCCGGUGCACACGACCACCGCCGCGCCGCCGAUAUCGUCGUUCGCCGUUCGCUCAGUUCGCUGUCGACGGGGCCGCUGCAGAACGAGAUGAACAUAAGUCAAUAAUGGGCGGAAUGGAUACAGAUCAAUUAUAUUCCGUGCGUUGGAAUGAAUUCCACACAAGUAUUAUAACAUCAUUCAGACAUUUACUCGAUCAAGAAGACUUUAUAGAUGUUACUAUCGCUUGUGAUGGUCAUUCAUUUACUGCACAUAAAGUUGUGCUUUCUGCAUGUAGUCCUUACUUCAGAUCUCUGCUCAAGGCAAAUCCAUGCCAACAUCCCAUUGUAAUCCUUCGCGAUGUUAAGAAACAAGAAAUGGAAGCAUUAUUAAGUUUCAUGUACAAUGGAGAAGUUCGGAUUAAUCAAGAACAUUUACCAGAAUUUUUGAAGACUGCUCGUAGCUUGCAAGUACGAGGUCUUGUUGAUUUUACUAAAGAAAACCAACCAUCCUCAUGGGGAAGUUCAAGUGUAGUUCCAGUUGAUGUGGUUGGAAAAAAUAAAGCCAGUGAUAAUUUACCUAGCCCACCAUAUAAAAGACAACGUAAUAACUCUGAACAGUUGACUACUCAACCAUUGACUCCUAGUAGUAGUUAUAAUGCCGAUAGAGAUAAAGAUACACCAUCACUGCUCGUUCAAGCAUUGGAAUUGAAUCAAUCACAGUCAAGUCAGAAUAAAAAUACAGUAGACUCGUCGGUUACUGGUCAUUCAUCCGAUGAAGAGGAUAGUAAUUCUGGAGAUUCAGAUGGCAGUCAUACAGUUAAUGAUAAUCCACGUUCAGAUGUAAAUCAGCAAAACAAUGAUAUUGUUAUUCAACCUCAAAUAUCUCAGGCCCGACAUUCAAAACUAGAACCUGCAGAUUUUUUAUCAAGUAGUGGUAAUAAUCAUGACCUACACAACACAUCAAUCUCAAUUGAGCAACAAUCCAGGCAUUCUUUUCCUACUUCAAUUUCAUCUGGAGUUUCAAUUAUAAGUAGCUUACAAGGAUUGCCAGGUUUAUUACCAGGUCCAUCAGGCUUACACAACAAUAGCCAAGAAAACAGCUAUGCCAGGAGAUCGAUCGAGAUGACCAGAGUAAGAGCAACCGACCCGAGACCGUGUCCAAAGUGCGGAAAGAUCUACCGUUCGGCACACACGCUCCGCACACAUCUGGAGGACAAACACACCGUGUGUUCUGGAUAUAGAUGUGUACUGUGCGGCACGGUGGCCAAAUCGAGAAAUUCGUUGCACUCGCACAUGUCGCGUCAACACCGUGGUAUAAGUACCAAGGAUCUACCCGUGCAACCAAUGCCGUCCAAUUUCGAUCCGGAACUGGCGUCAAAUCUGCUGCUAAAAGCUGGAGUCAAGGUAUCGCCGGCUGAAUUACGGGCAAGAGCUUCGCCAACAGACGCGGUCACGACCAGUCACCGGCGCAGCGACGGCAAGCUAGACUUGCAGUCGGCUAACAGCAGCGUGUGCGGCGGUGACGACCCCGAGGACUUAACCGUGAACUCGUCCGGUCACCACCACAAUCACCAUAACAACAACAAUAACAACCAUCACCACCAGCAAUACGGGAACAACAACAACAACCAACAGCGGUACAGCGAAUCACAACAACAGCAACUGUUGCAGCAGCAGCAGCACCAUCUCCACAACAGCGGUGGUGGCAAGUUUCCCACGGCCAUGGACUUGAUCGACAAUUACGCGCGAGCAGGCGGCGGUGGGGGAGGCAGCGGCGGAGGUGCUCUGUCACCGUUCCUGCCGGCUUUUGCGGCUUGUGGCAAAGACUUGCAGCCGGGUGACAGCAAGAUCUCACCGUACAACAACAAGGCGUUCCUGGACUCGUACCUCAAGGCACUGGUGGAGACCAACCCACCGCUGUUCUACGCAUCCAAGAUUGCCGGAGACAUGAUCAAGCACGAGAUCGCGCCCGAUGACGCGGAUUACUCGUCAGCGUCCGACGAGGACGAUAUCGAUGAGGAUGACAUCGAUGAGGACGUCGAUGAAGACGUCGACGACGAAGACGACGACCGCCGUCGUCGGCGUGGGCACAGCAACGGUGGCGGAGCCGGUAGCGUCAACGACACGCCAUUGCCGCUGCAGGCCGGCAAGAACUGAUCGGGCAAAUCCGCCCCCAAUCUCUCCCCCCUACCAGCAGGCCCACCCAAUCUCACUAUCAACUCCGCACUACCAUCUACACCGCUGCCGUUCAUCGGUGCGAGAGCGACGAAACACAAGUGUAAAAAAUUUUAAAAAAAUCAAAAAAAAUUUAGAACUUAGGCCUUUUAGUUUUGAGUGUAUAUUGAAUAAAUCCGUGAUUCUUCGUCUGCGGGGCGAAAGAGAGAAGAGAGUACGUACAUAAAAUAUUAUUGUAAUAUUAUUAUUAUCAUUAUUAUUAUUAUUAUUAUUAUAUAAUAGCUAUAAAGUGUAGCGGUCAGUUAGGUCGUGUGUUUGAUGUAUUCACGGACGGAACUACCUGUAUCGUAAGAUCUAAAAUUUAUUUUUUUAAAGACUUCAUGAAUGUAUACGUCAACGGAAAUUCUCGGAGGACAAUAAUUUCUAAUAUUAUACUUACUAAGCAAAUUCUAUCAUUAAACACGGUACAACAUUUAUUGAUGAUUUAAUGCCACAGAAGACAACGUAGAUCUAUUUUCUGAUCAGGUGUUUUUUUUUUAUUAUUAUUAUUAUUAUUAAUCAAUUUUUUUUUACGUUUUUAUUUAUUUACGACUAGUCAUUAAAUUGUUUAACAGUCUAACAUAGCAGUUCAAACAUGUUUGUUCCUAAAUGUUUUUAUCAGAUUUUUUUUCUUUUCGUUCGUGCCAUAGUAUAUAAUAUACACCUAAAUAAUAAUAUGAUAUUUACGAAACCUUUUAUGGGUUAGACUCUCUCUAAUAUUAUAUAGAUACCAUACCAUUCCUCUUCAACUACCUCAAUCGUAGAUGUUAAAAUGUGUUUUUUUGCUUACGCCAAGUAAUAAAUCGAUCACAACCUCUUAACACAAGACUUGAAUUAUAUUGUUACAUAUAUAAUAUAUUUUUUCGUCUUUUAAAACAUGCCAUAUUAAACUUGUUAGUUAAAAGUAGGUACACUUCCUAACUAUAAACCAGUAUUAAUAAAAACAACUUUAGUGAUGCAGCAAAGUUAUAUUAUUAUAUUUUUUUUGAAAACUCGUAGUACCAUUAUUAAAAAAAAACAUCCCCUAUGAGUUUCAUUUUUUUUAUUUAUUUAUUUACAUAUUUAUUUAUUUAUCUAAUUAAACACAGUAUUGCUGUAUGUUGACCCGUUUGUUUUAAAAAUGUAUUUCAAUGAUAAAAUUGCUAAUAGUAUAGUCUGAAGACUUCCUCAUUUCAUGUGUUCAACAACAAUAUAAUAUAUACAAUACAAUAUAAGAUAAAUGAUUUCAUUUUGAACUAGAAAUAUUAUAUGCAAAUGCAUUAUCUUAAAUCAAAUAAUAAAAAAAAACGUAUAAUUUUAUAAUAUAGUUCUAUAGAACUUAAAAUAUUAUGUUUUAUAUAUACGACUAAAAUAAUACUACUUUGAUGGUAUUACUAUUCUAUAUGUAUAAAUUAAUUUAUAAUAUAUAUACAAACAAUUUAUAAGGCUCAAUGUAUAUAAUAUCGUGUUUUAUUGAAUUAUUAUUUUUAAUUAUAUUUUACACGUUUUUUUUAAAAUAGAGUACAAAUCAAAGUGCAAAAUUAGCAUUAGUUUUUUUCAAGCGGUUAAUAAACGAUAGCCGAUUUGAAAUUAAAUUACAAAUCUAAACUAAUUGGGUUUCUUUUUACUACGUUAUAACUUUAUAAGUACAAUUUAAAUAAUAAUAUAUAAUCUUAUCAAAUAUAGUCAAUACAACUUAAAGUACAAACAUAAAUGUUAUUUUUACUAUUAAAAUUAUUUUAAUGCGUGUUAUUACUGUAUACAUAGUUUUUAAAAUAAUGUACCUAUCAAAACUCUGAACAAAGAUAUUGUAUUAUUUUAUUCUUUCUGUAUCUCUCUCAAUCGAACCCAAGUGCAAUAAUUAUUUAACAUCAUAAUAUCUUUAUUAUUUAUUUAUAUUAAUUUAAACAAAACCGUUAACAAAAAAAAAAAAAAAACAAUUUAAAAGUUCAGCAUCUUGGUUGUACAAAUGUUAUGUGUAUUUCUGUUGAUAAUUCAUUCAUUUUUAUUAAUUAUUUUUAUUAUUAUUAUUUUUUUUUUUAUUAUUAUUAAUUGACACUAGUCAUUGAUUUCUUUCAUGCCACUCAUCGAACAAAAUAAUAAAACAGCUUGUUGACCAAUGAAAUAAUAUUAUGAAAUAUUUACUUACAAACUUAAGUUAUUAAUAUUUUAUUCUUUUUUUUUUUUUAUUAAGGUCGUGGUCAUUUUUCCUAAUUAGACUGAUGAAAGGAAAGACUGAUGACACUUUAUGUAUUUUUAUUUUUAUGUUUUACAUUGAAAAAUCUGAAGUGCCUCGCAUUAUUAAUUAUGUUAGUAGAUAGGUGGUUGGGCACAAACUGAACAAAUUUUUCCAUGUAUACAUAACAGUUUCUCAUUAUUAUAUUUUUUUUCAUUUUAAUAAUUUACCUCAACAAUAUACUAAUUAUAAAAUAUAAAAGACUACCAUAAAUUGAAGCAUAUAUAAUAUAUUUUAAAAACAAUAUGUCAAAUAAGACUUAUUAUAAAUUAAAUUAAAAUAAUGUAUAAAUCAUUUAAACUGAGUAGAUAAACAAUUUAAUAAUAUAUUUUUAAACUUAAAAUCGAUAAGUUGUAUCUCUAUUAAACACAUUAUUAAACCAAGAAGUAGAACAAUGAUUGAUUAAUAUUUGAGUUAUUUAAUUUUUUUAAAUCUUUUUUUUUUAUAUAUAUAACACGUUUUUGUACAGAUUUAUAUAAGCCUUCAAGAUUUUAUUGAUAUGUAGGAAAAUAUUUAUGCAUACCGAUUAUGAUGUUAUUGUGUAACGUAGACUGGUGCUUUAACAAUGAAUUGCAAUGUAUAAUUAUUAUUAUUAAUAUUAUACUCAGCUCACAAUGUAAAAUUAAACCAAGAUUUUUUUUUGUUUUGAGACUCAGUGAAUUGAGUAUUUUAUUUUGUCAUAUGUAUAAUGUAUAUACAAUGUUUUUUCUUUUUUUGUUAAUGAAAGUUUAGACCAGGUAAUUAUUAUAGUACAAACAUUUUAACAUUUAAGUUAGAUAGUAUCAUGUUUAAUUUUAGUUGCUAAGAUUUGUUAUGCAUAAAAUAAUAUUGUCAACGAUUUUUUUUCUUUUGUAAACCUGAAUAAGUAAUUCUUUGUAUGUUGAUCAAGUGCCAUAAUAUAUUUUAAAAUAUUAUAAUCAUAUAAUUUUUUGAAAAUUAAAGAAAAAAUCAAAUGGAACACUUGUACCUGUAAUCAAUGUGUCUUUAAAUUUUAACUGUUGUUAAUAUAACUGUAUUAGAGUAUGAAUCAACAGCUUAUGAUCUAAAUUGUUAAUCAAUCGAACUUCAUGAUUUACAAAAAAAAAAAAAAACUCUUUUUGUUAGUAUAAGCAAUCACGAGACAUAAUAUCACACUAAAUGUUUUAUUUUUAUCGAAACAAUUGUCAAUUAUCAUGUUACGAGAAGUAAAAGAUUACUUAAACAGAGAUUUAGUCGGGCCGUGAAGAUUUUGUUUGUACAAUUCUCAUUCCAGACCAUACUCUGUCAAAUAAGGGCUUGUUGGUUCAUACUUAGUGUAUAAUAUUGGUAUUAAAAAGAUACCAAUUAUUGUGAAACAUCAAAACAUUUAAAAUCACACAAUGUAUAAAGCGCUCUUUUAAAAAUAAUUUUCUUUAUUUUGUUUUGUUUUUUUUUUUACAUGCUACUAUUAAUCUUUUAAAAAUACUCGCUGUAUCAAAUAUUUUGUUUUUUGUUCCAACAUCUUUUUUCAUUUUUUAAAAACAGAUCUGCUCUGCUCAAUUUGUUAAUAUAUUUUAUUUAUAACGUUUGGUUUUUUUUUUUUUAAAUAAUUACAGUUUUAAUUUUUAAUUGUAUAUGGUUUCUUAUAAUUAAUAUUAUAUUUACUAUUAUUAUUAUUAUUAUAAUUAUUAAAUUUUAAAGGCCUUGUACUUAAAAACAAAAACAAUACGAUUAAGAAAAACAAUGUACAAACAUUUUUAGUAAUUUCAAAUGAUAAGCGGAGACCAGUAGUUUUAAAAUGAUAAUCAUAAUGAAAUUGACAAUGUUAUGUUUUAUUGAUUUUGUAAAUUGCAACGUUAAAAUUGUCUUACUCAUCAAUAUCGCUACCAGUCAAUGUUCCUAAUUAUUUUUAUGUAUUUUAUUAUUUGGUUUUUUUGAACGUACUAUACGAUGCCCGCUGAAUUCUUGUUGUCUUCUAAAAAGCUCGCUGGCCGCUGUUUAUUAUAUUCUCUUUGUUUGAAUUCCAUCAAAUUGAAUAAUCAUCGAUUGUUAGUGUAAUAGCAUUGAUACCUAUUGUAUUUUAGUUAAAAAUAAUGGGUUGUCUUUUACCGCAAGAAACGUUCAGGGUUUUUUUUUCUUAUUGACACAUUUGAUUGUCUUAUACACACGUGUAUGCUCGCGCAGUGGUGGGCCAUUCGUCGACCUUUUUGUUGAGUAUCAUCUCUCUGUGAUUAUCAUUUAAAUCGUUUUACCAUCAGCUUAUAAUACCACUUGUGGUUGUUACCGCCGUAUAUCGGUUACUCGAUCCCGAUGUGUGUUACCACGAUAAUAUAACAUAUACUAUUAUAAAAGUCUAAGUUGGACCACUAUCAUCGGCCAUCGCGUCUCACCCUCCUCCCAUAAUCGUAUUUGAAUAAUCGUUUCGUCAUAUGUGUGUGCGUGAGUGUGUAACUAGUUGUCUAAAUUAUUGUUUUUAAUAACACUAUUUACGAAAAAAAAAAAAAAAUUAAAAAUAAAACAAAAAAACAAUUAAAAAAAAAUAAUAUAUUAUAUAGCGAGUCACGUGUUGUAUAGAGUUUGAAAAACCAAUAAAAAAAAAUUAUUUUGGUUAAUAUUUACUUGCUUAUUAUUUUAAUUAUUAUUAUUAUUAUUAUUAAGUAACUCUUUAAGAUUAUGCACACACGUUAUUGUAGUAUAUUACAUAAUAUAGUAUGCGUGUUGUAGUUUUGUUUUAUAUUUAUUUUCGUAGUGUACCUGUUGGAUAUUCGUCUCUUAUACGCGCCCUGGGCCUUCUCCCCCCUCAUUGUUGGUUAUCUGUUAGCCUCAUCACCCGUUCGUUCACCAUCCCACAGAGUUGAAUGUUUAAAUUUCAUUGAAGUUUUUAUUGUACCAUGACUAAAUUUUUUUAUUAUAAUUAUUAUUAUUAUUAUUAUUAUUGUUUAACAAUAAAAUUACCGGUCAACGCCAUUUUGUCGAGCAGCAGUUUGUUUUUUUUUUUAAGUUAAAAUUGAUUAUUAUAUUGUUUUAUUAUGUCGUGAAAAAAGACAAAAAAAAAAUUGUUUUUCUAAGUGCCUUUAAAUGUACUAAUGUACCUGUGUGUGUGUGCGUGUGUGUGUACACUAAGUACUACUUAUAUACAUUAAAAAAAAAUCAGUGCAGGUAGUCAUACGCACCCUUUAAACUGUUUUUUUUUCUUAUUUUUAUAUUUUAUUAUUAUAUUAUUAUCAUUAUUAUUAUUAUUAUUAUUAUUAUUUAUGUUUUAGUUCAGAUCAUACUGAUAUAUAAUGCACAAUAUUAUUCGCCUUUGUUCAGAAAAUAAUAAUUAUUAAAUAUACAAUAGAUGUUAGUAAAAAUCGAAUUUAUAAAUAUUGUUUCGAGAAUGAAAUAAAUAUCGUCAUACGCUAUAAUAUAAUGAUGUAAUAACUAUUUAAAUAUUAUUGUCCUAGAGAGCGUUAUGUUUAAAGUAACAUUGUUCUGUUACAAAUAACGGUAAAAAAAUUUUAAUUCCAAGAAAAUGUGUGUACUUUGUGUAAAACAUGUAGAUAGUUUUAAAAAAAUAUAGUAAUGUGCAAUUGAUUUCAGCAGUUAAUAAUAAUAAAACAAAUAUAAUUUAAAUUUAAA